This is a messenger RNA of Aspergillus sclerotioniger CBS 115572, 2452 nucleotides long. Its product is annotated as transcriptional repressor TCF25 family protein. Gene Ontology annotation, cellular component: RQC complex. Gene Ontology annotation, molecular function: protein binding. Gene Ontology annotation, biological process: ribosome-associated ubiquitin-dependent protein catabolic process; rescue of stalled cytosolic ribosome. The record is from RefSeq and is a predicted model, not a curated record. The transcript has a single exon. Lineage: Eukaryota; Fungi; Ascomycota; Eurotiomycetes; Eurotiales; Aspergillaceae. The coding region runs from base 91 to 2313 and encodes 740 amino acids.
CGAUCUCCCAUUGCGCCCCGUUCCUGGUGAUCUUCAUGAGAUCCGUCCGGACUACUUUGCGGCUGAUUUGUAUCGACCACCAACUCCUGAAUGUCCUCCCGCGCACUCCGCAAGCUGCAGAAGCAGCGCGAACAAGAGCUGCAGCUGGCAUCACUGCAGGCCGAGGAAAAUGACGACUCGAGCGAAGAGGAGCCGGUGUCUCGCCCGUCAAAGCCGAAGUUGAACGCCUUCGAUCUUCUCAACUCAAUGGAUGAUGAAGACGAUGAAUACGAGCAGGAAUCCGAAAACGAGGCAGAGGGGAAGGAGGUAGAGGCCGAGACCAAGACGCCAGAGCCGGUGACUCAACCAAAGGAAGAUAUUCCCGUGCCCGCAAAGCCAGCGGGCUCGGGAAAGAAGAAGAAGAAGAACAAGAAGAAGAAGCUGGCUGCCAAAUCUGAGGCUACUCCUGCUGCACCGAAGACUAAGUCUAAGAAGUUGGAUGAACUCGACCAAGCGCUGAAAGACCUGGCCGUCGACCCUAAACACGCCGUUGCAGAAAGUGGCCGCGAUGCCUCGUUCCCGAAAACCCCGGAAGUGCUUCUCGCCAUUGAUCCUAGGUUCCUGAAUGCGACGAACGAAAUGCGCAAGUUGUUUGGAAAUGUGGUGUUGGAGAACUUCGACCAAGACACUGGGUCAGGCCGUCGGAGAGACCGAAUCCAAGAGACGCUAGAUCUAGGCCAGGCUUUGGCGGGACGGUACAGUCCUGCUAGUCGGGGCCAGAGCCUGGCAGGCGCGACGCAACGGCGAAACGUCCUCAUGCAGGGCAAGGAUGAAUGGCCCCGGUCUCCCAGUGGCGGUCUUGGGAUGGAACUCACCGAGAAACUGCCGGACGGCUCUACCCUCUACAAGAUUCUUCACAACACUGCGUAUACGGACAUACAGAGACAAUUCGACAUGUGCGUAGAGUCGAUGGACCCCCAAAGAAUGAUUCAUCUCCUGCAAUACAACCCCUACCAUAUCUCCACUCUUCUCCAGGUGUCAGAAAUCGCGAAGCACCAGGGUGAUCACGCGGUUUCCGCCGACCUACUCGAGCGUGCAUUGUUCAACAUCGGACGUUCCGCCCAUUCAUCGUUCGGGAACCUUCUGAAGCAAGGCCAGGCUAAGCUUGACUUUGUGCACAUGGAGAACCGCGAGCUGUGGCUGGUUGGCUGGCGGUAUAUUGCUAAUCUUGGGAUGAAGGGUACUUGGCGGACAGCGUAUGAAUGGGCGAAGCUACUACUGAGUCUCAACGAGACUGACCCCUACUGUGUCCGGCUCCUGAUCGAUCACCUGGCCCUUCGCGGCCGAGAGUACUCCCAUUUUGUGGAGCUAUGCACACAGACGCGGCUGAGCAAGGCAUGGGAAUCCCUUCCCAACAUCCAAUGUUCGCUCGCGCUGGCGUAUCUCCGACUGAACAAGCCCAAGGAAUGCCGCGAACAGCUACGUCAGGCCAUGUCACGCUAUCCGUGGGUUUUUUGCAAGUUGGCGCAAGAGCUCGACAUCCAGCCUAUGCCGAAGAAAAUCUGGGGCAAGAUGCCACCCACGGAUGCCCAUGAACUGUUGACCGAACUCUACAUUACGCGCGCCAAGGACCUCUGGAACACCCCGGAAGCGGUUUCUUUGAUUGUGGAAGUGGCCGACACGCUUCCCGACGAAGAAGAGCCUGUUGAACCCCCGGAGAUCACGCUAGAUAUUGCGCGCCACGUAGUGCUGUCCGAUGUCCCUCGAGUCACGACGCACCUUCCGGGACGCUUUGUCGCUGGGCGCAUUUCCUCCUCCGAUCCCCUCCCUCCGUACGAGUCGGAAGCUUAUCGCCAGCAGUCCGACCCCACUCCAUCCUACUUGUCGCAGGUGCCGGACGUCGGGCGGCCGCAAUGGCUACGGGACCUUCUUGACCAGUUGAAUAAUGGGGCCAUUCACUUCCCUCGGUUCCAGCGUGAUGGGGAGGAGGUGCAGGGAGACGACGUCCCCCCGGAGGCUGAGGCUGAGGAAAACCGUGCCCCGGUACACCCGAGCGGUGACCAGCAACCACUCCUCGAACAGUGGCUGCUAAACGACGGAAUGCACACGCUGGAAGCAUUCCUCCAGCAGUACGGGGUCGACCGCGGGAACUGGGGCGAUGUUCUCGACUAUUCGCCGUUGACGGAGUAUGUGGACGCCCUGGAAUCUAUCCAGCCGGAGUCGGAGCGCAACCGGUUGCUGCAGGGGCCGAUCCGGGAGGCAAUGGGCGACAUGGCGGUCGCCAUGCUGGACGACGAGCUCCAGCUGCUCCAAUAUGACGAAGAUGACGCUUGAUACCCGGGGUUUAUCUGCAUAGUGGAAGGUGUAAGUAUCUACUGUGGGCCGUUCUGUUGUCAUGUAGAUAGAUUUCUAGAUAGCGUGUUAGCGGCAGCAAAAUGGAUGGAUGAAUGCAAAAGCAAAUCAUAGGAAUGAC